AUGUCCUCCAUCGCUAGAAAGAGAGUUAUGGAAGAGAGAAAGAACUGGAGAAAGGACCACCCUUAUGGUUUCUGGGCCAGACCUCAACAACAAGAAGACGGAACAACUAAUGUAAUGGUAUGGAAUUGUGGUAUCCCAGGUAAACCAGGUACAAUAUGGGAAGGAGGUGAAUAUAGAUUAGAUAUUGAAUUCCCUGAUGAAUAUCCAGACAAGCCUCCAAAGUGUAAAUUUGUACCACCACUUUUCCAUCCAAACAUUUUCCCAAGUGGUACUGUUUGUUUGAGUAUUUUGAAUGAAGAUAAGGAUUGGAAGCCUUCUCUCACUGUCAAACAAUUACUUUUAGGUAUUCAAGAAUUGUUGGAUAAUCCUAACGAAAAGGAUCCUGCUCAAGCUGAACCUUUCCAUCUCUAUGUCACUAAUCGUGAAGAAUAUAACAGAAGAGUAAAACUUCUUGCUGCUAAGUCAAAACCAACCCAAUAA
Naegleria gruberi is the source of this 480-nucleotide messenger RNA. RefSeq lists its product as uncharacterized. NCBI's taxonomy places the organism in Eukaryota, Heterolobosea, Eutetramitea, Acrasida, Naegleriidae. Gene Ontology annotation, biological process: protein sumoylation. Bases 1 to 480 code for a protein of 159 amino acids. Gene Ontology annotation, cellular component: nucleus. Gene Ontology annotation, molecular function: SUMO conjugating enzyme activity. The record is from RefSeq and is a predicted model, not a curated record. The transcript is spliced from 2 exons.